Apis cerana (Asiatic honeybee) is the source of this 1991-nucleotide messenger RNA. RefSeq names its product Juvenile hormone binding protein 16 (gene Jhbp16). Lineage: Eukaryota; Metazoa; Arthropoda; Insecta; Hymenoptera; Apidae. The record is from RefSeq and is a predicted model, not a curated record. Gene Ontology annotation, biological process: multicellular organismal reproductive process.
AAUAAUUCAAUCCACUCAACUCAUUAAAUUAUUCAUUAAAAAAAAACUUUCACAAAAUUAAGAUAAUUAUACGAUAAAAUUAAAAAUUACACAACACAAUUUUGAUCCUCGUCCAACGAGGAAUAAAAUAGUAGCAAAAGUAUACUCUCCAAGAUAUUCCAUCGUAUUUUCUUAUUUUUUUUUCUUAAUAUCUUUUUUAGAUGCUUUUAGAUCUCCCCAAUAUUUUGACGCAAGUUUACGUAAGAUUGGCCGUAAAUCCUCGCUCAAAACCGAAACACGGUUAACCCUUCUCUCAGAUGUACGGUCGAGAGUGAAAGUGUAAGCAUCGUAUGUACAGUUUUGUUAGCCUAGAAUUGUGAUUACCUUGAAGAAAACUGAACGCUGUUGGUGCGUUCGAUUAUCGACGAAGUACAUUAUCGAUAAACGAGAUGCUAUUGUCGAUAAAAGUUUCCGGAACGUUGUUGCUCUUCCUGUGCUCAUCAUCGAUAGGAAUAGAAUUUGAGGAUCAUUUCAAGGAUUGCCACCCAAAUGUCUCGGAUUUCGACGAGUGUAUUCAACGUGCAUUAAAUGAGAUUCGACCUUAUUUUAAGACAGGUGUUUCCAAAUACGGAGCACACAUCCCCUUCGAGCCAUUUUUUAUCAAAAAAGCGCGCACGUCACGAGGUACACCAAAUUUCGGCUUUGUCAUUACAAUGAACAACAUCGAGGAAGUUGGAUGGGAUUUGAGCAAAGUGACCAAGUUCACCAGCGAUUUGAAGAAUUACAAGGUGGUGUAUACGCAAAAUUUCCCAGACAAACGGCUAAAGGGUGCAUACGAAUUCAAAGGAUCUACGCUUAAUUUUACUAUGAACAACAGAGGAACGUUCAUGCUACAGCUUUACGAUUUCGUUCAAACGACCACGGUUAUCGCGAAACCAGGAGCAAGGGUUUAUGUGAAAGUGGAGAUAAACUCGGUCAAAGACAUGAAGUUACACAUCACGAAUUUGUUCUUCGGCAUCAAAUUCAUCGAGAAUAUUGUCGACAUCGUGAUAAAUAGCAUGUGGAAACAACUCUUCAAGAUAAGCGCACCUAUAGUUAACGAACUCAUCUCUGACGGAUAUUUCGAAUUAUUCGAUAGCACAUUCCGCAAUUUUCCAUUCGAGAAAAUUAUCAAACCAUAUCCUUAUACGAAUUAAAAGAUCAUUUAAAAAGAUUUUCUUUUUUCUUUGAGGAUAAUGAUACGAGUCACGAAAGAUAACUAGGCUCUGUCGGGAUAAUGAAACAGAAGAGGAUUGAUAUAUACGAUGUUUUGCCGUUGUAAUAGAGAGAUAAUUCUUCGAGAAUUCUUCAACAAUAGCGCAUAUUUUUCUCGAAUCGUUUCUGCCUUUGUCUGCUUUUUCUACGCUGUUGAAGAAAGUAGCAGACAAUGAGACUGCGAGAAAGUUAGCCGCUAAAAUAAUUAACGUGUACGUAUCGUGUUCCAUAUUGACAAUCUUGAUGUAAUAGAGGGGAAAGAAGAAGAAGAAGAAGAAGAAAAAGAAGAAGAAGAAAUUUAUGAAGAUCGUUGCGGAUUCGAGAAGAUUGUGCUUUCUCGAAAUUAUAAAAAUUAUUAUAAACGUUGACCUGUAUACAAUGUAACCGUAUUGAACGAGAUUAGUUCUUGGAAAAGAGGAAAUACGAAUGGAAAGUUAGGUUGGAAAGGAAAAAUGAAACGAUCUAAUUUUUAAGAAUUAUUUUAAUUUGUAUUAAUCAUAGUUCACGCAUAAUUUCUGUCCACGCGUUGAAAUCACCGCCAGAUCUGUUGGAUCUGUUUUACCGACGUGACAUCGUCGCGCCGAACGAUGACUUUUUUGCCAAAUUCUUUUCAAAAUGGUUUCACAACAUGACAAAUUUCUUUUUUAAUUAUAGAUUAAUAUAAUCGAUUUUCAUACAUUUCAUUUUCAUAGCAUAUAUUAUUUUAUAUUAUUAUCGAACCAGUAUUAGAAAUAAUUAAAUCAUUACCGCAUUCCGAA